GUUUCUGACAUUUUGUGCGAAAAACGAAUGUGCGUUUGUGUCGUUCCCGUAGCAGCACCAUUUUUCGCUUCACAUUGUGCAAGUAAAAUUUCUAUUAUUUUGCUAUAUAAAUUUGGGUACAGACCAAAUAAUUGCGCUCGUCUGAUUGGAAAUAUUCAACGGUAGUGUGAAACUGUGAUAAACGCUUUAUCAAAAUGCCUAGAGGAAAAUAUGUUAACCACAAAGGACGCAAUCGUCACUUCACUAGCCCGGAAGAACUCGAAGCGGAGCGGGCAAACGAAUCAAAGAAAAAAUGGCGGAAUACCCGUGAAGAAUCUUCAGAAGAAGAGGACGAUGAGGAGGGAAGCGCUGAAGGAAGUGAAGAAUCCGAGGAGGAAUCUGAAGAAGAAGUCAAAGGAGCGGGAGCCUUGAUCGAAAUCGAGAAUCCUAAUCGACAGUCGAAGAAGGCAUUCGUAAAGGCCACAAAUGUGGAAGAGACUGACGCACCUCAGCUUUCUCGCCGAGAAAAGGAGCAGAUUGAAAAGCAGAAAGCUCAUGCUGCCUAUAUGAAACGGCAUGCCGAGGGGAAGACUUCCCAGGCGAAAGCUGACUUGGCUCGAUUGGCUAUCAUCAAGCAGCACCGAGCGGAAGCGGCCGCUCGUCGAGAGGCUGAGAAGAAAGCUAAGGACGCAAAGUAAGCACCCAGUAGCGUAGAAUUCGGAAUCCGUAUAGCUGAUUUUAACCGGCCUGUAAAGUAACUGGAUCACUUGAGCAGUUUUUGUUUGCAUAAAUAUCUUUACAAUAAUCGGCUCACAUCAGGCGAGGUAUGUAUUUUAUAUCAUACAAUCUUUCGUAAGCACCAAAACAAAAAGAUAUUAAAAAUCAAAUAAAAACUGCCAUCUCGGUCCUUAGCAAAUUAUAAUUCGAUUGGAUCUAUCAGAUAAUAUAGCUUCCCUCCUGGAAACAGUCGAUAAAUCACAGAGAGCACUAUGUAUUGUAUACCUUAUACUUUCUCAGUUUUUGUUAAACUCUUGUUGAGCAUUAAACCAUUGAACUUGACUAAACUAUCGAAGAGACAACAAUAUGUUCACAAAUUUACUUAACAAGGAGUUUAUAACCGAAUCUGGUUUGAUGUUCAACAGAUGUAAAAUCUAUCAGCCAUAAGAUACAAGAAGCAGAAGUUUAUUACACACUAUCAAUUGGAAAUGUAAUAAAAUCCUUGCACAGCACGAAAAAAAAUCAAAAACUUGCUACGGAACGAACGCAG
Molecule: messenger RNA, 1246 nt
Organism: Aedes aegypti (yellow fever mosquito)
Lineage: Eukaryota; Metazoa; Arthropoda; Insecta; Diptera; Culicidae
Product: 28 kDa heat- and acid-stable phosphoprotein
Exons: 4
Coding region: 195-677 (160 amino acids)
Cellular component (GO): cytosol
Molecular function (GO): RNA binding
Source: RefSeq, a predicted model, not a curated record